Molecule: messenger RNA, 2088 nt
Organism: Penicillium canariense
Lineage: Eukaryota; Fungi; Ascomycota; Eurotiomycetes; Eurotiales; Aspergillaceae
Exons: 2
Coding region: 1-2088 (695 amino acids)
Source: RefSeq, a predicted model, not a curated record
AUGCCUUACCCCGCCCUGAACACCCAGUGGGACUGGAUGAAGAGGACGAAGCAUCCGGUAUGGUACCAUGUUCACAUUGACACGGACUUUCGACGGGAUGGCGAGUGGGGAGAUAUCAUCCAUCUCAUUCGUUUCACUGCGGCUCAGUUGGACAUCGAUCUCCCCGAAAAGAUAAGCGACACCAUCACCAUCUCGGAGGAGGAGGAAUUCGAUAUCGAGGAUAACCCGAUAGAGUUCAUGGCAUCCGUCCUUCUGGCAAGCCCAGUCAGUGCCCGUGGCCCAGACGUGGUCAACUCCUGCGCGGCUAGUCCGCUCGUGGGCAGCAAUGCUGCUAAGGAUCAACCUUCUCAGGGCACCUAUGACACUCCCAGUCCCCCCAGGACCCCCAGUCCCCGCGAUGGACUUGGAUCUCCAUGCUCUUCUUUAAACUGUAUCGAGCAGUCUGUUCCAGCGGUUACCUCAUCUCCCAAGUUCGUUGUGGAGAUACCCGUCUCACCCAGCGUACAACCCAUGAUCCCCAGCGACCUUCCGAGCAAGGCUCUUGAACAGUUGGUGACCAGUCAUGAUAAGGUCUGCCUCUGGUGUGAAAGGGAAGGCAAAAGCGCAUAUGGCAAUGUGCCUAUGCUGGAAAUUGAAUUCAGCAUUGAUAAAGUUUCGGAUCCCUCCGAGCACUCUUGUGAGAGCCUCACCAGGCAAUCUGCACCAGACGGAAUGCGCCAUAGGGCGGUAGCAGAUGUAAUGGGCCAGGAUCCCAUUGGCCAAGGUAACAUCAGAAACAUCCCUGGAAUAUGUGAGGCGGCCGAUCUUCCACCCCUGUUGUAUCGGUGGUCAAACAUCGAUUCUCAGGGCGUGAAUAGCAGGAGUCUCUUCAGAGCUGGGUCCUUUGCGGAUACGAAUUCACCCUUUUUUGGGCCUGAAGAUCUGUCCGAGGAGCGGUUUCUCAACUUUUUCACGGCUCACGUAACCCGGGAACAUGUUCUUACCCCUUUUAUCUCGACGUGCACCGGGCCACUGACUCCGAUCCAUCGGGCCCUUCGAAAGGGCGAAGGUGCUAUCGUGACCAUCAUCGACCCGCUCAAGCUCCGAACACCCGUUUUCAAGGCGCAGCCUCUUACACAGAUCACCAAGACGACUGUGCAUCGGUGGAGGGGUUAUGGAGAAUUUGAGAUCUGGGGCCUAGUUACCACCGACGCUAUUAUUGCUUCCUUCAAGAUUACUACCCUGCAGGAGAUCGCCUCGGUGGACCUUGAGAUUCAGCAGUUUCUCCAGUUGCCUCUCAUCCAGCUUCAGAAAACUUCUGAUCUCUGGCUGCGAAGGGCUCUGUUGCAGAACAUCGGUGCCUAUGUGGAGCACCAAAGUGUACUGGAACGGCUGGCCGAGCAACUCGGUGUGCCAAUCGAAUACUGUGCACGGGUUGCAGUUGGGAUUUGGGAGUCGUGGAGCAAGCCCUGCGGUUAUGGGGAAUACACAAGGGCCCCCUCGCACUCGCCGGUUCCCAGCGGCGCGAAUAAAUACAGCCUGCGGGGGGCUGCCCGCUCUGAGACGGAAUCAGUCGUGUAUGUACCGCCUGAAAGCGAUGAUGGAUCUUGCUCCGAGUCGACGGAAGAGGAGCAAGACGCUAUGUCGCAGUCACCGGAGGCCCCAUACCGGCGACAAGAUACCCCUAGCUCUGCCUAUUCGGUGGCGAACGAUUCAGAUAUUUCGACUGAGGUGGAGUUGCCUCGUGCCCGUGUUCCCGCCGUCAUCACAGAUGUCGCGAUGCCAGAUGCUGCGGUAUUGCCAACACCCCCAAGUACCAGUCGAUACUUCAUUAUCUCCACCAUUCCCAGUCCAGAGCUCCCCCUGCGGGAUUAUGGCCGUCUGAAAUUAUCAACUUCGCUGGAUGACGAUCAUCUCUUGCAAGAAUCCGACUGGCCCUCUGAUAGCGAGGCGCUAACGGGUACGGAGACGCCAGAAACAUCUCGCUAUUUUGAUCGAGAUGGCAAUGCUAAGACCUUGCCGCAUUACUUGGCCCCCGUUUCCUGGGAGUCAAUAUCAGCUUCGAUUGCUCACCGAGGACGGAAUACUUUUUCCCGCGGAGAUUUUUAG